AAUCCGAAACUCGUCACAAUGCCAGUACUGGAAUCCCGACAGGGUCAGUAGACUGACCCCAGAAUCCCUCCAGCUGGCAUCCCGACUGGAAAGUAAUCAUGUCUGCAAAGCCAAUACUUUACUACUUCGAUGGUCGUGGAAGAAUUGAGUGUGUUAGGUGGGUGUUAGCUGCAGCUGGUGUCGAUUUCGAAGAGAUAUUCGUUGAAACAAGAGAGGAUUAUGAAAAGUUGCUUAAAGCUGGAGAUUUGAUGUUUCAACAAAUUCCAAUGGUAGAAAUAGAUGGGAUGAAACUUGUACAAACAAAUGCCAUCAUGAAUUACAUUGCUGAAAAGUACAACAUGCAUGGAAAGAACUUGAAAGAAAAAGUAUAUAUUGACAUGUAUGUAGAGGGAACCACUGAGCUGCUGGGACUGAUCCUAUCAUCAUUCUUCCUUCCUGAAGCUGAUCAGGAGAAACAAAAAUGUCUCAUUAAAAACAGAGCAUUAAACAGAUACUUUCCAGUAUACAACAAGGUCUUAGGAAAACAGGACUUUUUAGUUGGAAACCAGCUAAGCUUGGCAGAUGUGCAGCUCCUAUAUGCCAUAUUAUCAGUGGAAGAGUUUCAUGGUGACAUCCUACAGAAUCUUCCUAUCUUACAGGCGUUUAAAAAAAGAAUGUGUGAGAUCCCAACAAUAAAGAAAUUCCUGCAACCAGGGAGUAAGAGGAAGCCGAUGGCAGAUGCAAAGUACCUAGACACCGUGAGGAAAAUUCUACUGCUCAAGUGAAACAGAAAAAAACAGAAACUUGUCUUGUUAGGAAAUUGGAGCAUGCACUGCAAUUUGAUUGUCUGAAAGCUACAUUAAAAUAUGUAUGCAAAUAUUAUCUAGUCUGUCUUUAUA
Messenger RNA from Pseudophryne corroboree (corroboree frog), 878 nucleotides. RefSeq names its product glutathione S-transferase 3-like. Gene Ontology annotation, biological process: glutathione metabolic process. Gene Ontology annotation, molecular function: glutathione transferase activity. The transcript is spliced from 7 exons. Lineage: Eukaryota; Metazoa; Chordata; Amphibia; Anura; Myobatrachidae. Bases 99 to 764 code for a protein of 221 amino acids. The record is from RefSeq and is a predicted model, not a curated record.